AGAGAUGCCCUUGUCGCCAUGUUUGUUGUGGGCAUGCGCCUGAGGCUGACGGCUGGCGAACCCGGGCACUGCGGUGCGCUGAAGCUGAAGAUUCUGAAAGGGGCUUCGGGUGGUUUGCUUCGGAGAAGUCUGAGAAGAGUGAUUGCUCCCGAGAUCCCAGGCCUAGCUGUUUCCCGUAUUCUUUAUCGUGAGUGUCACCCCGGUCCCUGUCACCCAAUCCCAGAGCCCCGCCCCUCCCCUAAGGAGUCCAUAGUCCCAUUCCGGAACCCCAGUACCGCAGCGACCCCUGCCCCCUCGAGCACUUGGUGUAUGCACUUUAGUUAUCAAAACAGUCCGUUUAUGUGAAAAUCCAGUCCCGCUCUUCAUUCUGAGAGUCCGCGGUUCCGAGAGCCUCAGACUUCGUCAUCCCGGUCUGCGUGACUUUCUGAGAUUCUGAGUUUCUGUUCCCAGCACCUGCGUUUGCAGGAGACCAGACUCCGGUUCCGCCCGGCCCGUGCCAGGUGGUCUGCGGCCGCGAGUCCGUGGCCAAGCCCUCCAGGUGAUCGACCUGCCCGCGGGUCCCAAAGUGGGGGACCCCUCCAUCCACAAAGCCAGGGUCUGAAAGAUUUCUCUGGGAAAAAGGAAGGAUGCCGCUUUUCUUCCGGAAGCGGAAACCCAGUGAGGAGGCUCGGAAACGCCUGGAAUACCAGAUGUGCCUGGCAAAAGAAGCUGGGGCAGAUGACAUUCUUGACAUCUCUAAAUGUGAACUCUCAGAGAUUCCCUUUGGAGCUUUUGCAACAUGCAAAGUUCUGCAGAAGAAGGUGCUGAUCGUCCACACAAAUCACCUCACUUCCCUGCUCCCCAAAUCCUGCAGCCUCCUGAGUCUGGCAACCAUCAAGGUUCUAGACCUCCACGAUAAUCAGCUGACAGCCCUUCCGGAUGAUCUGGGGCAACUGACUGCCCUCCAGGUCUUAAAUGUGGAAAGGAAUCAACUGAUGCAGCUCCCGCGUUCCAUUGGGAACCUGACCCAGCUCCAGACUCUCAACGUUAAAGACAAUAAGCUGAAGGAGCUUCCAGACACCCUGGGGGAGCUUCGAAGCCUGCGUACCCUCAACAUCAGUGGAAACGAGAUCCAGAGGUUGCCGAAGAUGCUGGCUCAUGUUCGAACCCUGGAGAUGCUGAGCCUCGACGCCUCCACCAUGGUCUUCCCGCCGCCAGAGGUGUGUGGCGCCGGCACCGCGGCCAUCCUGCAGUUCCUCUGCAAAGAGUCAGGGUUAGAAUACUACCCUCCUUCUCAGUACCUGCUGCCAGUUCUGGAGCAAGAUGGAACCAACUCUCGGGACAGCCCUGAUGGGCCCACGGACAGAGUCUCAAGGGAGGAAGUAGAGUGGCAGAACAGGUUCUCAGACUAUGAGAAGAGGAAGGAACAGAAGAUGCUGGAGAAACUCGAGUUUGAACGGCGCCUGGAACUGGGGCAGCGGGAGCAUGCCCAGCUCCUUCAGCAGAGCAGCAGCCAGAAGGAUGAGAUCCUUCAGACGGUCAAGGAGGAGCAGUUCCGACUGGAGAAAGGCCUGAGUGAGCGCCAGCGCCACCUCGACGCAGAGCGGCAGAGGCUGCAGGAGCAGCUGAAGCAGACAGAGCAGAGCAUCUCCAGCCGGAUCCAGAAGCUGCUGCAGGAGAAUCAGAGACAAAAGAAGAGUUCCGAGAUUUUGAAAUCGCUGGAAAAUGAAAGAAUAAGAAUGGAACAGUUGAUGUCCAUAACCCAGGAGGAGACUGAGAACCUACGGCGACGUGAGGUUGCCUCCGCCAUGAAGCAGAUGCUGACUGAGCGCUGUAAGAACCGGCUCAUGCAGAUGGCCUACGAAUCUCAGAGGCAGAGCUUGGCCCAGCAGGCCUGUUCCAGCAUGGCUGAAAUGGAUGAACGGUUCCAGCAGAUUCUGUCAUGGCAGCAAAUGGAUCAGAACAAAGCCAUCAGCCAGAUCCUGCAGGAGAGCGCGAUGCAGAAGGCUGCGUUCGAGGCGCUCCAGGUGAAGAAAGACCUGAUGCAUCGGCAGAUCAGGAGCCAGAUUAAGUUAAUAGAAACUGAGUUAUUGCAGCUGACACAGCUGGAGUUAAAGAGGAAGUCCCUGGACACAGAGACACUACAGGAGAUGGUCUCGGAGCAGCGCUGGGCCCUUAGCAACCUGCUCCAGCAGCUGCUCAAAGAGAAGCAGCAGCGAGAGGAAGAACUCCGGGAAAUCCUGACGGAGUUGGAAGCCAAAAGUGAAACCAGGCAGGAAAAUUACUGGCUGAUUCAGUAUCAACGGCUUUUGAACCAGAAGCCCCUGUCCUUGAAGCUGCAAGAGGAGGGCGUGGAGCGCCAGCUGGUGGCCCUCCUGGAGGAGCUGUCGGCCGAGCACUACCUGCCCAUCUUUGCCCACCACCGCCUCUCGCUGGCUCUGCUGAGCCAGAUGAGCCCCGGGGACCUGGCCAAGCUGGGCGUAUCAGAAGCCGGCCUGCAGCACGAGAUCCUCCGGAAGGUCCAGGAACUGCUGGAUGCAGCCAGGAUCCAGCCAGAGCUGAAACCACCAGCGGGUGAGGUCCUCACCCCCACAGCCCCCCAAGAGCCUCCAGAGUCCGUGAGGCCAUCGGCUCCCCCUGCAGAGCUGGAGGUGCAGGCCUCAGAGUGUGUGGUGUGCCUGGAACGGGAGGCCCAGAUGAUCUUCCUCAACUGUGGCCAUGUCUGCUGCUGCCAGCAGUGCUGCCAGCCACUGCGCACCUGCCCGCUGUGCCGCCAGGACAUUGUCCAGCGCCUCCGGAUCUACCACAGCAGCUGAGUGCUGCCUGCCCACCUGGGCCUGGCCCUGCCUCGGUCACUGCGAGCCCCAGGUUCCUGCUCAGCCUUGCGCCAGCCAGACUCAUACAAGGUCCUCCCUACCCUGGGCCCUUUCCCCACUGCCCAGGAGCCCCCACCUUGAGCUCCAAGCGCCUCUGGGCCAGGCAGAGGCGCUCCUGAUCCAUGACACCACCAGUCCGAAUGGUCCCUGGGGCCGGGGCUGGAGAGGCCACUGCACCACCACCCGAGCCUGGGAGCCAACAUCCCAACCUAAUCACGGAUCUGCUGCCUCCCAAGUUCUCUGACUGAAGGUCAUUCUGCUCCUUCCGGAGCUUGGGUCCUCAUCUGGGGACCAUGCACAGUCCUGUCCCGCUCUGCACGUGGGGAGUGAGCAGGAGGGCCCACCUCGGUGAGGGGAGGCCGUGGCCGUGGGGGGCCAUCCUGGGAAGGCAAGCAGUGCAGGCCUAUGCUCACAGUGGUGCCAGCACCCCUGGGCCUCCCUCUCUGCUGCUCCCCAGCACCUGGGGCUCUCCCGCUCUCUGCCACUUUGGAUCAAGCCACGUGGUGUGUCCCUCCUCAUACCACGUGGCUUGAUCCAAAGCAGAGGAGUGUCAAUAAACCCAUCUUCAGGGCGCUUCUGGCCAGAGUCAUUGCAGUGUCCUCGUGGGAGCCCGGGAACAGGAGGGGAUGAGGUCUGGGGAUGGGGCUAGGACAGAGGGCACCUCCUCUUGGGGAAGGAACCAGGGGCGCGCUGCCCCUCAGUUGAAAGGAGAGGUCGGUAGAGCCAUCUUGAGGUGGAGAGACUGGGGCCCAGAGGGAAGGCACCGAGAGGCAGCCAGGGCCAGUGACAGCCUGUGCCUCUGUGAGCGGAGGAGCCCUGUGGGCAGGCUGUGUGUUCCGUACAUUAUCCCAGUGAGGCAGCUGAGGCCAAUGGGGGUAAAUGCCUAGGGCCUUGCAACUGGGACAUGGUGAUGCAGGGUUUGAGGCCCAGAAGCUUCUCACCCUCAAACCUGGGCAGUUGUGCAGGUUGGUCACUGCACAGUUCCAGGAGCCAUAUACACUUGCACUCGCUGCAGGGGUGCACGUUGAUUAUGCAUUUUCUGGCAGAUGGUGUUGAGCCAGGGGAGCCUCUACCUUGGGCACAUGGCAGGACUGCUCAGAGCACCUGGGCUCUACCUCCAGCUCAGUGACCCUGGCCAGUGUUUGGGCGUCAGUUUCAGUUAGUGGCCUCCAGGGGGCGCUGAGUGCUCACCCCAAGUACAACAUCCACAGGAGUAGGCAGGAUGGUUCAGGUUCUAGGGUGGCAGAAAAGUCCCUACGCCCUGGCCUGUUUCCCCCUCCCUGAGACCAUCAGUCCUGUGCACGGAACGUGGGCGGAUACUCUUUGUUGUGUGGCCUUUUCCCAUGUUGGCACCCUCGGUUCCCCCUCCCAACACUCUCCUGAGUUCAACUUGCCAAGGGGGAGAGACUGAGGCAGGUGGAGCUAGCACCUGGAGCACAGCGCUUUGCAGAUCUCCUGCUCUCACUAGCCCAGGGAGGCCUCAUGGAAGAGCUUGAGACUGUGACCUGGCAAGGCCAACAGCAAGUCACAGCCGCGUCCCUGUGUUCCAUACAUUACCCCGCUGAGGCUGAUGGGAAAUACCACGCAGUCCUGUCUUGCACCUUGGCCCUUGUUGACCGAGGGAGGCUCAGGCCUAAGCCCUAGGAUGCCACGGACAGGCCGGCACCAGGGAAGCCAACGUUGCCCAAGGUGACUGGCUGCCAUCCCACCCAAUAAGGACAUGCUUUUACCCAUAGACGGGACAACCUACCCCCAACAGCUGCAGUGGCUUGAGGGGUGUUCCAGUGCCCCAUAAGCUUGGCCCAGGUUCCCCACCUUCCUAGGCCUCAGUUUACACACUGGUGAAAUGGUGACAGCAGUGUCCACUUUCUCGAGCCGCCUCGAGGCUCCUGUUCCCACACACACUGCGUUUGGCCCACAGUGAGCGCUUGGUAAACACUAGCGUGUGAUCAGGAGUGUUGAAGGAGCUGGCUGUUUGGAUCCAGCCCGAUCCUGGGCCCACCCCACUGUGAGCACCCCAGGGUCCUGAAUGGCCGUGAAGCUGCCGCCGUUCCUCUCAGCCUCACUAUUGCCCGAGGCUGCCUCUAACCCCGCAGCACCACUCAAGGCAGCUGGCUUUAAAUAAAGCGUUUAUUGAUUAGUAGAAGCAUGA
Saimiri boliviensis boliviensis (Bolivian squirrel monkey) is the source of this 5007-nucleotide messenger RNA. RefSeq names its product leucine rich repeat and sterile alpha motif containing 1 (gene LRSAM1). Lineage: Eukaryota; Metazoa; Chordata; Mammalia; Primates; Cebidae. Gene Ontology annotation, cellular component: cytoplasm. Gene Ontology annotation, biological process: protein ubiquitination. The record is from RefSeq and is a predicted model, not a curated record. Gene Ontology annotation, molecular function: ubiquitin-protein transferase activity; protein binding.